CAAGAAGUGAUUUCCUGCAGCCUUUCAGAGUUAUCUGCUCUUAUCUGCUCUCAAAGGAAAGUUAGAAGGUGGAAUGUCAGAAGACUGCAAGAGUAUUGUUUUUCCUCAUACUGCUGUCCCGUAGCCAGAUAAUCCCUAUUUACCCUGAAAGGAGUUCUAAGAGCUCCAUGUCUCUUUGAUCAAGUCCCAAGAAGAGAAAUUUUCAUUUUCUCAAAGAAAAGGCACAGAGUUGUAACCAUUGGUAAUUACCAUCAUGGAGACCCAGAGCCAUAACAACAUUCAGGAGAGACCCACACCCUCCAUCAAGGGGAGGGCAUCGGUGGAGGACAAUCAGUUGAUGAAAGCUGUUACAAAAGAAGACAUAAAGCUGGUUCAGCAAUUGCUGGAAGGAGGGGCUGAUGUCAAUUUCCAGGAAAAAGAGUGGGGCUGGUCACCUCUGCAUACUGCAGUGCAAAAUGGCCAGGAGGACAUCGUGGAUCUUCUGCUUCGUUAUGGUGCUAAUCCUUGUCUGAGGAAGAAGAAUGGGGCCACUCCCUUCAUCAUCGCUGGGAUCGGAGGAAAUGUGAAGCUGCUGGAGCUUUUACUUUCUAAAGGUGCAGAGGUCAAUGAGUGUGAUGCUAAUGGCUUCACAGCAUUCAUGGAAGCUGCUGUGAAGGGGAAGAUUGAAGCCUUAAGAUUCCUGUAUAAGUGUGGGGCAAAUGUGAAUUUGAGUCGAAAGACAAAGGAGGUUCAAAAGAGGCUUAGAAAAGGAGGGGCCACAGCUCUAAUGGAUGCUGCUGAAAAUGGACAUGUAGAUGCCUUGAAGAUCCUCCUUGAGGAGAUGGGGGCAGAUGUCAAAGCCUGUGACAAUAUGGGCAGAAAUGCUUUGAUCUAUGCCCUUAGGAACUCUGAUCAUAGAAACGUGGAGGUCAUCACUCGCCUCCUGCUGGACCAUGGGGCUGACGUCAAUGUGAGGGGAGAGAAAGGGAAGACACCCCUCAUCAUGGCAGUGGAAAAGAAGCACUUGGGUUUGGUGCAGAUGCUUCUGGAACAAGAACAUAUAGAGAUUAAUGACACAGACAGUGAGGGCAGUACAGCACUUCUGUUGGCUGUCCAACUCAACCUGAUAGGAAUUGCUCAACUGUUAUGUGAGAAGGGGGCCAGCACAGACUGUGGAGAUCUGGUUAUGAUAGCGAGGCGCAACUAUAACAGUUCCCUUGCCAAGUUUCUUCUCCUUCAUGGGGCCAGAGAAGAUUUUCACCCUCCUGCUGAAGACUGGAAGCCUCAAAGUUCACGUUGGGGGGAGGCCUUGGAACACCUCCACAGAAUAUACCGCCCUAUGAUAGGCAAACUCAAGAUCUUUAUUGAUGAGGAAUAUAAAAUUGCUGACACUUCUGAAGGGGGUAUCUACCUGGGGUUCUAUGAAGGCCAAGAAGUAGCUGUGAAAUGCUUCUGUGAAGGCAGCACACAUGGACAAAGGGAGAUGUCCUGUCUGCAGAGCAGCCGAGCAAACAGUGACUUGGUGACGUUCUAUGGGAGUGAGAGUCACAAGGACUGUCUGUAUGUGUGCCUUGGCCUCUGUGAGCAGACGCUGGAGGAGCACUUGGAUAAGCACAGAGUGGAGGUGGUGGAAAAUGAGGAAGAUGAGUUUGCCCGGAAUGUCCUUUCCUCUGUGUUUAAGGCUGUGGAAGAGCUACAUCUACUGUGUGGAUACACUCAUCAGGAUCUGCACCCUGGAAACAUCUUAAUAAAUUCCAAGAAUGCUAUCUGCCUGGCAGAUUUUGAUAAAAGCAUCAAGUGGACUGGAGAGCCGAAGGAAAUCAAGACAGAUCUAGAGGCCCUUGGAUUGCUGGUCUUAUAUGUGGUAAAGAAGGGAGAUCUCCUUUUUGAGACCCUGAAGACUAAAAGUAAUGAAGAGGUAAUUCAACUUUCUCCAGAUGAGGAAACUCGGAACCUCAUUUAUCACCUGUUUAACCCUGGAGAAAAUGUGAAGGAGCAUCUGAGUGGCCUGCUGGGUCAUCCCUUCUUUUGGAGUUGGGAGAGCCGCUAUAGGAUGCUUAGGGAUGUGGGAAAUGAAUCGGACAUUAAAAUACGAAAACGUGAUAGCAAUAUUGUCCAGCUACUGCAACCUGGAACAUCUGAACAUUCCAGAAGUUUUGCCCAGUGGACUUCUAAGAUUGACAACUAUGUUAUGGAAGAAAUGAAUAAGUAUUAUGAAAAACACAAACGCUAUAAGAACACUGUGAAUGAUCUGCUAAAGUUCAUCCGGAAUUUGGGAGAACAUAUUAAUGAAGAAAGAAACAAAAAGAUGAGGUCGAGUAUUGGAGAACCUUUCCAAUAUCUGCAAAAGGAAUUUCCCGAUCUGGUCAUCUAUGUCUACACGAAACUACGGAACACAGAAUACAGAAAGCAUUUUCCCAAAACCCACAAUUUAAACAAACCUUAGUGUGAUGGAGGUCAUCCCUGAGUGGUGUCUAAGUUUUUAGAGUUCAGAGAGGUACUUAUUUAGCUGUGUGAUCCUGGGCAAGUCACAACUCUCUGAGUCUCUUAACUAACCUGGCUGUUUGUGAGGAUGAGUUAGAUAGUGGAUGUGUCAGGCUCUGAUACACUGCCUGGUCUUCCCCACAUGUUUAUAACAACAACAACAAAAAAAUGUAUACGCUCAAACUACCUUCCUUGUCUUUUUUACAGGUAAGGCUUAGUGGCAGGAGCUGGGAGGGCAACCUUCUAAAAUAUCUCUUGUCAGUUGCACCCCAGGAGUACGUGCCUACACAUUUAAUGCUUGUAUAUUUUAUGUUGACUGUCUCAUUUAAUUCUGCCAAUGACCUUGCAAGACAGGAUUUAUUAUCCCCAUUUAAGAACUGGCAGACCUGAGACUCAGAGAGUUUGAAUUACUUGCCCAAGAUCAUACAACUUGCAUGGAGCAUGGUAUAAAUGCAUGCCGUGUUAUUGUUAUCAUUUACUUGGGUAUUUAAAACUUAAUCACUAGCCCCAGGGAUCUUCUGGAUGGAUCCCCCAAAGGAAUAUGUAAAAGAGACUCCAGGAAGUUUAUUCACUCAUUUACUCCACUUAUUCAUUCAUUCAUUCACUCAAUAUUUGUUGAACACCUAGUAUAAGCCUAGGCACUAACUGUAUGAAUUCCAUUCCUCCUAGAACCACCUACACUGGUUUUCCAUGACCUCAUGGCAGUAGCUCUCAACUGGGGGCAGUUUUGCCCCUCAGGGGCCUUUUGGAAUUGUCUGGGGAUGUUUUUGGUUUUAAAUCUGGGAGAUAAGGCGUGUUAUUGACUCUGAUAGAUGGAGGUCAGGGAUGAUGCCAAACAUUCUAUGAUGCACAGGAUAGCCCCCCACAACAUAGAAUUAUCCAGCCUAAAAGAUCAGUGGUACUAAGACUGAGAGACUCUGCCUUAAGAGAUUGGGACACUUUUGAACUGGACUUGGAUUUGUAGUGAAACAAUUCCAGUGUCACCUCCUCAGGAAGUCCCCCGAACACCCCCACCCUCCACACCCCAGUCUGAAUGCGCUCUGGCCCCCUAGCACCUAGAGCAUGCUUCUCUCCACCUUGAGCUUACUUCUUGCCCACUGGAAUGUAAGCUUCCAAGGGCCAAUGAUAUAUAUAAUGUUUAUUUAUUUAUUUUGAGAGAGAAAGUGUGAAUGAGUGAGGGGCAGGGAGAGAGGGAGAGAG
This is a messenger RNA of Hyaena hyaena (striped hyena), 3663 nucleotides long. It is a transcript of the gene RNASEL, whose product is annotated as ribonuclease L. Gene Ontology annotation, biological process: mRNA processing; negative regulation of viral genome replication; protein phosphorylation. The record is from RefSeq and is a predicted model, not a curated record. The transcript is spliced from 7 exons. The coding region runs from base 254 to 2425 and encodes 723 amino acids. Gene Ontology annotation, molecular function: protein binding; RNA nuclease activity; protein kinase activity. NCBI's taxonomy places the organism in Eukaryota, Metazoa, Chordata, Mammalia, Carnivora, Hyaenidae.